AACAGGCGACCACACCAGUACUCCGUUUCUUGUGGGUGACCUUCCGAGGACGAAGACGAGGACUGGAACACGCACAUUCCUUUGGAGCAGACAUUGGACAGACGACCAUGACAUCAGCUAACGAUCAAAGGACAGGGUACUGGAGCUCUGAAGAGCAAGCAUACCUAGAUGAAUUGAUUACACAGUUCAUGGAUGGAUCCCUAGUAGGAUUGCGGAAGGGAACCACUCUCCGAGCUUUCCUUGCAAACCAGCUCAACUGCAAUGAGAAGAGAAUCUCCAAGAGAGCCGAGAAAAUUGAUGGGUACAAUGGAAGAACGAAGUAUAUGGGGAGGCCCUUCUCUCUGCGGGAGAUCAAAGCCCGGAAAGACAAACUUGAUAGGCUGAGGACGGUGUUCCUUGAUCAAGUCCGGUAUAGGAAAGACCUAACAGACCCGCAUAGCAAGGUCUUGGAAAGAGUCCUUGGGUCUACCCUUGGUGAGGUUGCUGCGGGAGGCGAGGGAAACAUCCUCCUGUGCCACCACAAUCAAUAUCGGAGCCCCCCCAGCAUGCCCUCAAAUCAGGGCUCUGCAACGCUUCGCCAGAAUGACAAUGUGAUGGAGAAGGCACAAUCCAGGAUGCCAGCCACCGGUGCCAUAUCAUCCUUUAACACCAACCACAGCUCUGUGGCACCAGAACAGUCAUUGAAAGACCAAGGACCCAAGGCACCUUUCAUGCAAUGCAUCGAAAGGUCUGCGCAGGCCGGGGCUCAUGGAAGCUCUGUUUUGGCCUUAGCCGAGUCAGGUGCAAGUGCAGCUGGUGUUGCGUGGUCCAAUCUUGCCAUUGGUGAGGAGGGGUUCUCCGUGGAGAAGAUGCCUGCAGCUGCAAAUCAGAGGGUCAACCGUACUCCUGCAGCAUCAGCAUCAAACCCUAGUCCAAGUGGCAGAUUCAAGCGAAGCUCAACAGAGGCAGGCAUGCUGCAGAAAAUACCUUUUGAAGUGCAAAAGGGCUCAUCAUUUGCUGCCACUCUGUUAUUGAGGAGGAGAAAUUUCGGCAAUGGCAGUCCACAAGGUGUCUCUUUUGCCUCGGCGGAGAGCAGGGUUCCAGUGGCAGCCUCAAGAAUGUCUUCAGGGUCGCAACGCGAACAGGCACCACCAUCCUUCCGCACUGCAAUCGCCACUUCUCCCAACAGGAGCAUCAGUGAACCCGGUCAAGCAUCCAUUGGCCCAGCUGGUAGUGCCAGCGCCCUCGUUGCGGCCGCGAAGAAGUUUUCAGGGUGGCAACGCAAGCAGGCACCUCCAUCUUUUCGAACUGUGACCGCCAUUGCUACCAACAUGAACAUCAGUGAACCCGGCCAAGCAUCCGCGGGCCCAGCUGAUGGCAGGGUUCCAGCAGCCGCGGCCAAAGCACCUCAAGUCGUUCGAGGAGGGCAGCCCAAGCAGGCGCCUCCAUCCCAUGAACAUGUGGCAGUCAACAGAGACAACUUGGACGACCAGUCCAUGAUGUUGCAGGCAUCUCUGCCCCCUGCAAUGAAUAUCCCGACUCGUGAGCGUCCAACUGACGCUCUGCUCGCUUUGCCAUCCCAGAUGUCAAUGAAUACCAAUGACAACAGUACUGCAGUGCGGCUGACCAUUAUACUACUCACGCAAUUGAAUGAAUCACGCUCCUUUGGCGAAUCGAACCCUGCGGUGAUGUUGGCGUUGAAAUUGCUAACUCAAGUGCUAAUGACGACGUGUAACACGACCUCUUCUCCUGCUCACGACCUUCCCGAGGAGCCCCUCCCCAAACGCGCGAGAUUGAACUGACUCUUUUGAAAGUGAGAGAUGAUGGCCCAGCGAAGUGUGGACCCUAAUGCAUUCCUUCAUACAUUUCAUUCAUUCAAAUGCAUCUUCGCCGGUUGCAUUUAGUUCAAGAAUAAAUCCAUAAGAAAAACAUUCACUGGU
This is a messenger RNA of Seminavis robusta, 1919 nucleotides long. NCBI's taxonomy places the organism in Eukaryota, Bacillariophyta, Bacillariophyceae, Naviculales, Naviculaceae. The record is from the annotation of a GenBank genome assembly.